Pyrus x bretschneideri (Chinese white pear) is the source of this 1378-nucleotide messenger RNA. RefSeq names its product germin-like protein subfamily 1 member 13. Lineage: Eukaryota; Viridiplantae; Streptophyta; Magnoliopsida; Rosales; Rosaceae. The coding region runs from base 106 to 786 and encodes 226 amino acids. The transcript has 2 exons. Gene Ontology annotation, cellular component: cell wall. Gene Ontology annotation, molecular function: manganese ion binding. The record is from RefSeq and is a predicted model, not a curated record.
GCAACUGAUCAUCUAAUACUACUUUAGUUACACGGUAUAUAUCAAAGUACAAGGUCCAAGUCCUUGCUAAUCUAUAGGAUAAUUUCCUAUAAACUUUAGCUAGCGAUGAAAGGAGUUCAUUUCCCUGUAACUGCUAUUGCCCUAUUAGCAUUCGCCACCCUCCUUGCCUCUGCCUCUGAUCCAAGUCCUCUUCAAGACUUUUGCGUAGCAAUUAAUAACACCGAUCCUGCUGUGUUUGUGAACGGGAAGUUCUGCAAGAACCCAAAACUUGCGUCAGCAAACGAUUUCUUCUCUGACAAGCUCCGGAACCCCGGAAACACAUCGAAUCCGAUUGGUUCAAUUGUUACGGCGGCAAAUGUAGACGAUAUACCCGGACUCAACACUCUCGGCAUAUCCUUUGCUCGCUUAGACUUUGCACCAAAUGGCCUCAAUCCUCCUCACACUCACCCUCGUGCCACGGAGAUACUCAUAGUCUUGGAAGGCUCACUCUACGUCGGAUUCGUCACAUCCAAUGCCGACGGCAAUCGGCUGUUCACCAAAGUGUUGUACAAAGGAGAUGUGUUUGUGUUCCCAGUCGGUCUCAUUCACUUCCAACUCAAUGUCGGAACAACCAACGCUUUGGCCAUCGCGGGUCUCAGCAGCCAGAACCCGGGAGUGAUCACCAUUGCGAAUGCAGUCUUCGGAUCCAACCCUCACAUCAACCCUGAUGUUUUGGCCAAGGCAUUCCAGGUGGACGAGAAGGAGGUUGAUUAUCUUCAGAAACAGUUUUGGUACAACAACCAUUAAUCAAAACGACUACACAAAUUAUAUGAAACCUAAUAUUAAAACAACUACACAAAUUAAUUAUAUGAAAUCUAAUAUUAAGUAAAUAAGAAGAUCAUGGUUUGAUUUUGCUUAUGUAAUGAUGUGCCAGUAUAAUAUUAAUAAAACAGUGAUGCAUGUUGCUUAUCCCGAAAUCUCUUACUUGGAAGUUUUUUUUUUUUUUUUUUUUUUUUUUCGGUCGAGCUCUUACUUUUAGUUUGAACAAUCGAAAAAAGCAAUUACUUGUCAUGUAGAUGUAGCUGGGUUUCUAGAACUCAAGACGAGUCCAGCCAAUUUUGACCCUGAUGUAUUAAGAAUGGCGGUAAAAAGGAAGAAGAAGAUGAUUACGUAUACUGAAGAAAUGGUAAGUUAUAGGACCAGCACUUUUCUCUUUUUUUUUUUCUCUUUAAAUCAAUUGCAACAGCCUCAGGGUAUUGUAUAUAUACAAGUUCGUGAAAUCUGUAAGUUUUUUUUUCAUGAGCCUAACUAGCACUAUGUCCCUGGACGAGUGGGGAUCUCACAACUUUCUGAUGUACCUAUUUAAUAGUCGUAAUCUACAAGACAUUUGUUAUGCUAA